AUGGCGGCCCCGCUGAAGAGACAUGGUAUCUUGGCGGCUUGUAUUCUACUACUUGCAUGCACAGCAUGGAUAUACUCACGGUUUAACAGCAGCGCUGCUUUUGAGCGGCCAAUACAUUUCUCGAUCCUGACGCUCUUCGAAUCCGGCUUGCUCAUCGCAAUAUGGUGUAGACAGCUCUCGCCGUGGAGAAGUUCGAGCAGCAGAUAUCAACUCGCCAGCUUCUCUUCCUCGAAAAAUGGCUGGCAAAGGCGACUCCAAGCCGGCAUCGACGUCGCGCGCAAUCCUCGGUUUUUGUUGUCACCUUACUUCUUCCUAGGAUGCGCUAUUAUCUUGCGGUCAUUGCUCUUUUGGCGCACAAUCCGCACGAUUCACUGCUCAUGGGAGAGCUUCGAGGUAUUUCUCCCAGCUCUUGUCGUCCUUUACACGACAGUAUCUCCCUCUACCAUACGACUCCAACAACACACUGGCGACCAAGCCCGAUCCCGACGCUGCUGUAACAUUGCCCACUUGCGCUACUUCACUAUUGCUAUCGUUUGGGCCUGCGCCACAAGGGCCACGCUCGCACUGUCAACACAGUCAGCCGGCGCAAUCUGCCCUGCAGGCUUCCUUCGUUGGGAAAGACAGAUUCCCAUAGCCCAGGUCGUCACUGUCAUUUUGGAUGCGCUGCUGUUGUUUUACCUCUCGAAAUGGCGGCAGGACACUGUGGACGAUACGCCGCAAGCCUGGGGAUUCGUGUCAAGACUCUUUCUAGGUUCCGCAGGCGUACUGGCCUUGCUUGCCUGCUUCUCCAUCCACAAUGCUCGAAAUACCCGGUGGGCGUUUGAACUGCAGUUUGUCGAAAUCAGAGAUCUACUGACGGACAGCACGGUGGCGUCGCUGGGGCUGAUUUUGGGAUUUUAUGUCAUGAGUGACAUGCAUCCUAGCACGUUGGGGAUGGUUGUCACGGCUUCAGGUGUUUAUGCCCAUCAGCUUGUCCGCAUGCUGCAGGCUGCGCUGCCAAUGGACGGUUCUCUGCCCUACAUGAUAGCCAGCGCUCUUACGAUAGUAUGUGUCGGCCUCCUUUUGCGAUACGAAAAGGAUAUCGCCACCGCCUCUGGGUCCUCGCCGGGGGAUCCACGACUCAUCAGGUUUCUCUUGAUGUGGUACGUCGUUCUUGUCGGCGUCCUCUUUGGAACCUACCUCAUCUUCUACCCGGACUUCAACUCUACCGAUACCCUAUCCUUCCCCGACCUCCUUUCUACGGCAAACACCAAGUCCGACACCUGGAUCGGGAGAGCGAAUCAGAGCUCUACCCUCGAGGGCGCAGCGAAAGAAUAUCAACAGCGGUAUGGUUUGGCCCCGCCUCCUAACUUCGAUAAGUGGUACGAGUACGCUGUUGCCAACGGCUCGCCCAUUAUCGACGAUUUCACACAGAUCAACGACGAUUUACUUCCGUUUUGGGGCGUUGCGCCGAAUGUUCUACGCGAUCAUACGAAGCAUUCCUCGGAGAUUCCGUGGCUCGGUAUGGGAGGCAUUCGGAUUCGUGGGGGAAAGGUCAACGUGGCUCCCGGCACGCCUGGGUCUCACAUGUGGAUGAUGACCUCUAUGAAGAACAUGAUUGAGGACUUUGCCGAGCAUCUCCCCGACAUGGACUUUGCCAUCAAUCUUAACGACGAACCUCGCGUGGCGAUCCCGUUCGAAGACAUGUCGAGGCUUCACAGCGUUGGCCUGGAGUCGAGGACAAAACUACUCCAUACGAAAGACCGAAAGACGUUUGACAGAUCCAAAUCGGCAGUUUGGGGCGACGACGAUGCUGUGAAGGGGCCUGAGGCGCGGUCCCCAUUUUUUGAAGACCGCAUCCGAGAUCAAAACUACUACGAGUUUGUUGCUCCAACCUGCCCGCCUGACUCCGCCGCCCGGAAUACGAGAUGGUGGAGCACCAAGGAGGCGUGCCGUGGAUGCCUCCUGCCGCAUGCUAUCCGCGUCUUUGAGGCGCUUGAGAACCCCGUUGUGUCGAAUUGGACCUCGGCAACAGACCUCUGCCAUCAACCGGAUUUGGCCUACCUUCACGGAUUUUUACUGUCUCCUGCGCCAGCCCUGUUCACCAAAGAGGCAUUUCCCGUGUUCAGUCAAAGCAGGACGUCAGGAUUCUCUGAUAUCCUGGUGCCUUCCCCUUGGAACUACGACGACAAGGCUGCAUAUGAUGAAAACGAGGAUAUGGAAUGGAGCAAGAAGAGGAACACCAUGUUCUGGAGGGGCUCAUCUUCGGAUGGGUACGCAGCCCGGGGCUCGUGGCAGGGCUUCCUCAGGGCUCGUUUCGUCCAGGCUGCAAAUACGAUCACCCGGGUUGCCAAACUUCAACAGGAUGGUCAGACCAAAGUCUUGGGACCAGAAGAUGCGCCAAAUUUUGACGUUGGAUUCGUGAGCAGAUGGACCAAGUGCCACCGAGAGGACUGCCAGAGCGAAAAGGAUACCUUCUGGGGCAUGGGCCAGGAUUCGCCCGACAAGUCCCAGGUCCCUUUCACUGACCAUUGGAAGUACGCACACCUGAUGGACCUCGACGGCGCGGGAUUUAGCGGACGCUUCAUUCCCUUCCUCCGCAGCAAGAGUCUUGUUUACCGCUCCGGCCUCUUCAGGACUUGGUUCAACGAGAGAGUCCACGCGUGGCGUCACUACGUCCCCGUCGAUGUGCGACUUCACGAGCUUUGGGAUCUCCUAUCGUACUUUGGGAUUGACACAGAAGGCAAGAGGCGAGCAGAGGCUAUUGCGGAAGAAGGCAGAGCUUGGAGCCGCAAGGCGCUCCGGAGAGAGGACAUGCGCGUUUAUAUGUUCCGGCUACUGCUGGAAUGGGGACGAUUGGUGGAUGAUGAGAGGGAUCAACUUGGUUUUGCGGUUUGA
Molecule: messenger RNA, 2877 nt
Organism: Colletotrichum godetiae
Lineage: Eukaryota; Fungi; Ascomycota; Sordariomycetes; Glomerellales; Glomerellaceae
Exons: 4
Coding region: 1-2877 (958 amino acids)
Source: RefSeq, a predicted model, not a curated record